AUGACCAUCCGGAGCCUUGACUUCCUCGAGCAGUGGCGUCCCUUCUUCCAGCCCUACCACCUCAUCGUCAUCCAGGACGGCGACCCUUCUCGGAGCGUCGGUGUCCCAGAGGGCUUUGACUAUGAAUUGUACAACCGCAAUGACAUUGAGCGCAUCCUGGGCGACAAGGCCUGGUGCAUCUCCUUCAAGGACAGCGCGUGCCGCUGCUUCGGGUACAUGGUGAGCAAGAAGCGCUACAUCUACACUAUCGACGACGACUGCUUCGUGGCCAAGACCCCCAGCGGCGAGGACAUCAAUGCCCUGGAGCAGCACAUCAAGAACCUGCUGUCCCCCUCCACCCCCGACUUCUUCAACACCCUGUACGACCCGUACGUGGCGGGCAGCGACUUUGUGCGCGGCUACCCAUUCUCCAUGCGCGAGGGCAAGCCCACCGCGGUGUCGCACGGCCUCUGGCUCAACAUCCCGGACUACGACGCGCCCACCCAGAUGGUGAAGCCGCAGGAGCGCAACACGCGAUACGUGGACGCUGUCAUGACCAUUCCCAAGGGCACGCUGUUCCCCAUGUGCGGCAUGAACCUGGCCUUUGACCGCCACGCCAUCGGCCCCGCCAUGUACUUUGGCCUGAUGGGGGAGGGCCAGCCCUGGGGCCGCUACGACGACAUGUGGGCGGGGUGGUGCGUCAAGGUCAUCGCCGACCACCUGGGCCUGGGCGUGAAGACGGGGCUGCCCUACAUCUGGCACUCCAAGGCCAGCAACCCCUUUGUCAACCUGCGCAAGGAGUACAAGGGCAUCUUCUGGCAGGAGGAGAUCAUCCCCUUCUUCCAGGCCAUCAAGCUGGACGCCAGCGUGACCACCGUGGAGGCCGCCAUGCUGGACAUCGCCGAGCGGGUGCGCAAGGGGCUGGCCCACCUGGACCCCUACUUCGAAAAGCUGGCCGACGGCAUCGUGGCCUGGAUCGAGGCCUGGAGGCAGCUCAACCCCGAGAUCAGCCACUGA
Molecule: messenger RNA, 996 nt
Organism: Auxenochlorella protothecoides
Lineage: Eukaryota; Viridiplantae; Chlorophyta; Trebouxiophyceae; Chlorellales; Chlorellaceae
Product: Alpha-1,4-glucan-protein synthase [UDP-forming] 1
Exons: 7
Coding region: 1-996 (331 amino acids)
Biological process (GO): plant-type cell wall biogenesis; UDP-L-arabinose metabolic process
Cellular component (GO): cytosol; Golgi apparatus
Molecular function (GO): UDP-arabinopyranose mutase activity
Source: RefSeq, a predicted model, not a curated record